CAGAUAGUCCCAAGCUGAGUGGCCGAUCCAAAGCCAAGGUCUUGUCUCAGUUUUUUUCUGGCAGUCCUCUGCUGGUGGCCAACGCGUUGUGGAAACAGCGCAUCCAGAGCACAGUGCAACAACGCAGUGUUUCCAGCCUGUCUCCGCUAGAUCACGGCUUGUAGUGAGCGGCUUUCUCCAAUCACUGUAUUCGAACACCAAGAACAGACGAGGACUCUGAGGUGGUGGACUUGUCCGAAGUCGGAGCUCGUGCAAUAUGCAGGCAAUGAGGUUGAUGACAGUGAGUGCUGCUGUUGCUACUGCUACUGCAGUAAUGCUCGCAUCCCUGACUACAUGUAGCCAUGCACAGGUAGUGCCAUGCGAUUCUCCCGUACAGUGGGAAGCAGGCUAUGCUAUGUUCAACCCGCGUGAAGGUCACGAGUUCACCGUUCAUGGUCGCUAUUCUUACGACAAGCUAAAUCUGCGUAAGCGGCGUUAUGAAGAAGUUGAUGACAUUAUGCACCCGGACUAUCAGUUUCUUGAAGUCAUUGAGCUCUUCAAAGAUGAGAAGCGUUACGUCAUUGAUAUGCGUACUCGUCUAUGCCACGAGGAGCCUCUCUACCAUCCCGAUGAGAAAAACAAUGGCUUCCAUGAUCACGACGUACCCAGUGGUGCACGCUUGGAUGGUGUUCGCGUUCUUGGUUGCAAGGAUGUUGAACAGGGGUACCUGAACAUAUCUCAGUGGUCUUAUCGCUACGUGGAUCGUCAGUACAACUGGGCUGGUUCGUUCACUUUGGACAAGUGUAUUCCUACUCGCAGUGAUGCUUUCAAUUCAACAACAUUCGGUCUGAUUUUUGAAGAAUUCUAUGACGUAGUACCAGGAAUUUCUGAUCCAAAUGUGUUUAUUCCUCCUGCCCAAUGCAUCGGUCAGACCAACAAGAUCUACCGACAUGGCCGCACACUGAGAUGAAUCACCAACACUGGGAUAAGACGAUACUAGCACGUUGAAGUACUGAAAGUGAUGACAUUGAAUUGAUUGAUUUUACAGUGACUGCCUACACCAGGCAUAGCGAUGCGGCCUGGCUGUGUGCAUGGAGACAAACAUAAUAUUAUUGUAGGGCCAUCAUCCUAUACAAUUGUUUGACUGCACAUGGGUAAUUCAUUAUUAGUUACAAACGAAACCAUGAGCUGGAAAACAUCGGAAUUGAUCCUCACUUUUCACUCCUCACUCGUACAUGAGUCGUUCUGAUUGUUUUGAUGCCUCA
Sycon ciliatum is the source of this 1244-nucleotide messenger RNA. Its product is annotated as mammalian ependymin-related protein 1-like. Bases 257 to 949 code for a protein of 230 amino acids. Gene Ontology annotation, cellular component: lysosome; extracellular region. The transcript has 5 exons. Gene Ontology annotation, biological process: cell-matrix adhesion. Lineage: Eukaryota; Metazoa; Porifera; Calcarea; Leucosolenida; Sycettidae. The record is from RefSeq and is a predicted model, not a curated record. Gene Ontology annotation, molecular function: calcium ion binding.